Molecule: messenger RNA, 357 nt
Organism: Meira miltonrushii
Lineage: Eukaryota; Fungi; Basidiomycota; Exobasidiomycetes; Exobasidiales; Brachybasidiaceae
Exons: 2
Coding region: 1-261 (86 amino acids)
Biological process (GO): mRNA splicing, via spliceosome; maturation of SSU-rRNA
Cellular component (GO): nucleolus; U4/U6 x U5 tri-snRNP complex; U6 snRNP
Molecular function (GO): RNA binding
Source: RefSeq, a predicted model, not a curated record
AUGGCAGACGCAGAAGUCAAUGCAGCAGCACCUGCUCAGAAUGCCACAUCAGCCGCCAAAGGAUCUCCUAAUGAUUUCUUGAAAAAGGUCAUCGGGAAACAUGUUGUCGUUCGACUAAAUUCGGGCGUUGAUUAUCAUGGCGUGCUGAGCUGUUUGGACGGAUUCAUGAACAUCGCUUUGGAGGAAACACAAGAAGUAGUUGAAGGUGUUCCACGCGGAAAAUAUGGAGACGCAUUCAUCAGAGGGAAUAAUGGUGCGUAAAAUUACAACAACAAUCUUCCUCACAAAUCUUGCUGACACGCCUCUUCCCUUUCCUGCUUGCAGUACUUUACAUCACAGCAAAAGAAUGAGCGCUAU